Messenger RNA from Kuraishia capsulata CBS 1993, 825 nucleotides. RefSeq lists its product as uncharacterized. NCBI's taxonomy places the organism in Eukaryota, Fungi, Ascomycota, Pichiomycetes, Pichiales, Pichiaceae. The transcript has a single exon. The record is from RefSeq and is a predicted model, not a curated record. Bases 1 to 825 code for a protein of 274 amino acids.
AUGGACAACAUACAGCAGCAGCUAGAAAGCGUCUUGGCUGUAUUGAGACCUUAUACUCACUUCAUUCCCGAGGAACUUCGGAUUUUGGGGGGAAAACUCAUUGGUGAUGAAGCCUUCGAGGUGUUGGUGAUGGAGCUGGACCCAUUCUCUCCAGAGGGAAACAUACUGUUGAAGCCCGCUAUUUCCAAAGUGUUAGGACUGGGGCUGAUUGGAGGCUCCUCCAUUGUCAAAUUACCCCAAAUAUUAUCAGUUAUCAGGUCCAAGAGUGCUGAGGGUAUCUCGCUUUUGACUACUCUGCUGGAAUCAUUCUGCUACCUCGUUUCUCUCUCCUCUAAUUUCAGAUCAGGGACGCCUUUUUUGGCUUUUGGUGAGGUCGCCUUCAUGCUGGUUCAGAAUUUAUUUUUGGCAGUCUUACUGCUCGGCUUCGGUGGAAAAUACAAACAAUUUCAGUUCUUCUUCUCGGUGGUGUCCAUUCUGCUUUACACGUUUCUGGCGCAGCCAUCUGCUGACAAGCCCUUGGUGAUAGGCAAUAAUCUGCUGAACUUUCUCCAGUCCAUAGUCAUUCCUCUUUCCGGGCUGAGUAAGAUUCCGCAAGUUAUCGAAAUAUUCAAGAGGAAAUCUACGGGACAGUUGUCUUCAAUAACUGUGCUAAGCAAUCUGUUGGCCUCGGUCGCGCGAAUCUUCACCACGCUGUCGUCUGGUGUGGCGGAAAACUCAAUGUUGAUUGGCUUUCUGGUCGCUGGCUUGGUUAAUGUGGUGUUAGGGAUUCAGUUGUUUGUUUAUGGCUCCAACAAAUCAGCAUCGCCAAAGGUGAAGACCAGUUAG